GAGCGAAACAUUCCUCACUACGGAGAGCGACUGGCCACGCACAGGCAGCAGGAACUCGCUGGUCGCCCAGUUGGCAAACUGACGAAGUUGUCUUCGGAAACUUGAAGGCUCACAAACAAAACCACCAUGACUUCGACGAACAUGUUUCAGGGGUUGGCUACUGGCUCAAAACCGAGCUCCAGGGUGUUGCAGCCUCCCGGAGGUGGCUCCAGUAACCUGUUUGGUGGCUACGAGGAUGAUGCUGCAGCAGUGAGAAGACCUAAUAAAAUGGCCUCUAAAGUGUUUUCUCCACCAGAGGAGCCCCAGAGUGUACCCAGACGCUCCAACCCUCCAGGUGGGAGGAGUAGUGGAAUAUUUGGGGGAGCUGAACCUCCUGCUCAACCACAGAGACCCAUGCCACCAGGUGGAUCCUCUAGCAACAUCUUUGGGGCUGCUGACUCUGCGCCUGUGCAAAGCCCAAGCAAAAGCCACCCAAACAAGCCAAAGGACAAUCUAAAUGUGGGACCUGAACCUGAAUUACCAAAACCAGCACCCAAACCCAAGGUCAGCCAGCCUGAGGUGAAGGAAGAAGUUACCCCCCCAGCUCCCGUGCCAGCCAAAGAAGAGCCUCCUACUGUGUCAGAGCCUGAACCCAUUUCUUACUCUUCCUCACCUCCCGAUGACACUUCACUGAAGAACCACGAGCCUCACCUUGGACCCAAGCCUCGCUCUCACAACAGGGUCCUCAACCCACCUGGAGGAAAAUCUAGUGUGGUAUUCUACUGAUCAGCUGAACACGCCACUCCUCCCUGUUUGUGUCCAUAACACUCCUUGUCUGAUCCGUGUUAAUCUUCUCUCAUUCCACACGGUUAUUUCACCUGUACAUCUAAACCCUGCCCAGGAAUCUUGUUCUUCACACUUGAUUCCCGGUCAAAUGCAUCGUCCUCAACUUCUUGCACUUUCUUUCUGUUUUCUGGCUCCUUGCUCUUUGUCUGUCAUAUUCCUCUUCACCUAGACCUGCUGUCAUACAAUCAGCUACCGGUCAAUCAACAGGCUAUGACCAUUAGUCACUUUGAUUGUGACUUUGUCCAAUCUCAAUAUUGUGGCUACAUUUUAACCAUUUCUCUGUGAGCAUCUCAAGAAAGGUUGAGACAUCGUAAGAAGCUUUAAAUGAUUAUGGAUUCAAAUGAUCUGGUGUCACUAAAAUCCUCGCACACAUUUUCUCAAUUUUGUUUUAAGCCUUAAUUUUUUUCAGACAGGAGGGGAUGGACAGAUCUUUCACAAUUUGUGAUAUGUGAAAUGUUUCAGGGAGUGCCACCGUUUUAUGUGCUGCCAGUUCCUUAUUUGAUGACAACACAAAAUCUUUUGUUUGGCAGUUAUUCCAAAUAAUGCAUGUGUUAGACCUUCACAAUGAUUCAGUAAGCAGAAGCCUUAUAUCAUCUUCAGUGUUCUUUCUUGCCUUGUCCCAAAUGUCAUGGGGAGAGUUGCUGAAAAAUUGACCUCGCAGUCGUUUAAGCAAUCGUUUACUCCCAAUUACUUCUGCUUCUUUAAAGAAAUUCCAUUUUGAUUUUAAUGCCAAUGUAUUGUGUGCAGGUACUUUCUGCUUUGCCCUCAUUGCUUGCUUUAUCUGAGAACAUGCCUUUUUCUGCUUGGGGUAGGCCUCUGUUUAUGUUUUAAAUUAAAACGGCUGAAGACAGUGAACUCUGGACAAGCACGUGGCCUACCUGAGUCUAGGUGGGCUCAUCGAUAAUCACCCUUUCGCUCACUUCAUGAUGCACAUUCAUGUUAUUUUGGUGCCAGCCUGCCCCCAGUGUGUUGAUGUGCCUGGCAGGCAAUGAGCGCAGCAGAAGAAAGAGAACCUGUGUAUUGCAAUAAAACUGUUGUUUUGCAUUUAGA
Scophthalmus maximus (turbot) is the source of this 1875-nucleotide messenger RNA. It is a transcript of the gene jpt2, whose product is annotated as Jupiter microtubule associated homolog 2. Gene Ontology annotation, cellular component: nucleus. The record is from RefSeq and is a predicted model, not a curated record. The transcript has 5 exons. The coding region runs from base 127 to 765 and encodes 212 amino acids. Lineage: Eukaryota; Metazoa; Chordata; Actinopteri; Pleuronectiformes; Scophthalmidae.